AUGGCGGCCUCUGAUGCGUCCCCCAUCUCUCAGCUCCUCAAUUCCCUAGGUCUUACUCGAGAGGAUCUACAUAAACGUAGUGACGAGAUGAGACAAUUUCUGACGGCAGACAAUCCCAGUUCUUCACGCGUUUUGUCUCGUGGAAGGGCAGACAGCUCGAGCUCAAUAUCCAAUUUACGUUCACUUUCGAGAUCACAAAGCACUGCAGCCACUUCUGCGCGGUCACGGUCUCGCGCAAGCUCGAUAUCAUACCGGGACGACGCGUCUCCUUCACCAAGCCCAGUCAAGGCAGAACCAGUCGAGUCAGGUUUACCACCUCGCCAGCUAGACACCAUGGAAGCUGUUUUAGAGCGACACAGGCUGGCUAGGAAAGAGAAGAGGCAGAGAAAAGAGAAGGAACGAGACAUGUCAAGGGUGUCUCAGUCGUCUCCAACCCCGAGUAACGCGUCCAGUCGUGGAAAGAACUUGGGCUCGUUGUCAUUGAAGCGCGAAGAACUCAUAAUUGACGCGAGGACUGGGCGUAGUACCAGUCUAGUCGAUUCAGAGCCUCCACCCCUCACACCCUCCCAAACCAAAUAUUAUAGAGAGCACACUGCCGCGCAAGGACUUACGGUGAUACCUAAAGCCGAGUCGCCAGCUGUGAAAACUGUUCCGCCACAAGCGACCCAUCACUAUCCUUAUUCGCGAUAUCUAGCACAAGCAGAACUGAUUCCUUCUUUACAAAAUCCACACACAGGCUCUUCCGUUGCCUCCUUCCCACCUUUUACACCCCAGAACAAGCGAACCCUCCCUCCUAGCCAAACUGACCGUCACUCUCCUCUUCUACCUUUAUCUCCACCUCUGGCCACGCCUCAGGCAUCCCCGAUUCGCAUUGUAAACAUAGUAUCUUCACCAGGUCCGAUGGGACCAGAGCCAGAAGAAGAAUCCUACAGCAGAUUGCCAUACACACUCCCACCUGGUCCCUACUCGCCUAACAAGCCUGACCUUUCUUAUGCCGCAUUGCUAGGGCAAGCGAUCUUGUCCUCGUCAGAUCAUCGCUUGACUCUCCAAGAGAUCUACGACUGGAUAACGAUCGUUUAUCCCUACUUCAAACGCGGUGAAACUACUUGGAUGAAUAGCAUCAGACAUGUCCUGAGUACAACCGCAUGCUUUCGAAAAGUUAUUCGUGAUCGCUCCCUCGGCAGGACACAGUGGGCUGUCUGGGACGAAGACUUAGAAUGUUUCAAGAAUGGUGGCUUUCGUAAGCAAUUUUGCAAAGAUAUGAAUGGGGGCAAGUCCCCCGCAGAGGUGAUGCAAGCCAAGACCGGGAAACGAACCAGGAAGCCACAAGACGUAGAAGGAAGUGCGGAACGGAAAGGAAAGAAGCUCAAACGAGAAACAGACCAUGCCACUGGUCCUCAACGGACAAUACUGCCAGCCUCGCACACUGUUUUUCCUCCGGUUCAACCUGCGCCGCAGACACAGACAUACUAUGAUACAUGUGCUCAGUCACACAACUCGUCUGCUGACGUUCUCUUCCCGCCCAUACCGACCCUUGGAACUCGACAGCUGGCUGUCAAUCCAUCAGUCACCACUUCCAGUAUUUCCCAACCUGACGGCGAUGAUGCCGUUCCUCAAUCUUCUCCUGGCUCAGACGUGUUUCCCCCGCCUUCAUCAGCAUCAACCUCCUCAGUACCCGAGCUUACUCCCAACUGCAGCUCGUCCAGUCCGCCUCCAACGACCAGCGACAUGGAAUUGGAUGCUCCCAUCAUCAUCCGCAAUAACCCUCGGCGGGAUCGUCCUGCUUUCGGAUCAUCUGGUGGCGUCUUUGGGAUCGACUCAAGUAGCGAUGAUGAUCUUGAUAGCGAUGAUGAUGGCCUUAGCAAUACCAAAUUGACCCCGGUACAGUUCUGGGGCUCGUUGCCAAGGAGAAAAGAUGCGAAUGAAGUCAAACCUGGACUAAAGCUGAAGCUGACUAUCAACCACGGGAACGUUGGCCAACCCGACUUGGCAGAUCUAGAUCAGGAUCAACCUUUACUCAAUGCUGUGAAGAGCAAAAAUGCCAAACAGAAGAGAGCUGCAAAAUCAAAUGAACGCCCGGAUUCGCCUGCCCGAAAAACGUCCACAAAAGGUGGUCGAUUGAAAGCUGCUGAAGUCAAAGUUUACAAAAAUCCAAGAUUGAAGACACCUCCGCGAGCCGCUGCCACCGAAGUACUUUCGACGCCUCCUCCGAAUCGCAGUCGAAAAGUACAAUUGUCCCCGAUGCACACCCCACUCUCGCAUAAGGGUUUGCAUAUGAGCCCGUCAGCUAGUUUAGCGCACUACAAAAUGAACUUGGAUCCGCCUCCGGUCGCAUCAUACAGCACAAAUGAAGAUGAACUCGUCUCCGCUUUUCUCCACACGCCGCUGCGCGGACCGGUCACUCCAAAGAGGUUAUUGGAGGAAUCCCCGUACAGGACCUCGUUUAUAUCUCCUUUCCGAACUCCAGGUUCGCGUCUAAUAAUUGACGAUCAUGAUCCAAGGGCACUGUUGGAUGAGGAACUGAACCGAAUGAGUGCAGGACAGAACGACAGUCCGCCUUCAGGUGGACUCUUCGGGAAACAGAGAGAGCUGUUGUACGAUUCUCCCAAUGCGAUGGAUGCCAGUCCGGGGAAAUGGGGUAAAUGGUCGAGAUGGUGA
Messenger RNA from Marasmius oreades (fairy-ring Marasmius), 2658 nucleotides. RefSeq lists its product as uncharacterized. The coding region runs from base 1 to 2658 and encodes 885 amino acids. The transcript has 4 exons. Gene Ontology annotation, molecular function: DNA-binding transcription factor activity, RNA polymerase II-specific; RNA polymerase II cis-regulatory region sequence-specific DNA binding. Lineage: Eukaryota; Fungi; Basidiomycota; Agaricomycetes; Agaricales; Marasmiaceae. The record is from RefSeq and is a predicted model, not a curated record. Gene Ontology annotation, biological process: regulation of transcription by RNA polymerase II.